CGCGUCUAUUCCGUUCGAACAAUAAUGGCACCAAAGCUGAAGAUCGCCCUUCUCCAACUGGACUCUUUUCCAACCAAAGCGGAAGCCAUCGCUAAUGCCGUCAACCAAGUUCGUGCAGUCGUGCGCAACGAAGGAGUAAAGUUAGUUAUUCUGCCGGAAUGUUGGAAUUCAACCUACAGCACUGACGAGUUUUUCCGCUGGGCAGAGCAGAUUCCGGCGGGAGAAACUUCGACCGCUCUGUCUAAGGUUGCUGCCGAAUGCGGUAUUUACCUGAUCGGUGGAACAUAUCCUGAGGUCGACGGUGGCAAACUAUACAACACCUGCUCGGUAUGGGGCCCAAAGGGAGACUUUUUGGGCAAGUAUCGCAAAAUGCAUCUGUUCGAUAUGGAUAUCCCCGGCAUUUGCACCUUUAAGGAAUCAAGUGUGUUGACUCCGGGUAGUCAAUACCUGACGUUCAAUAUCGGUGAAACGAAGAUUGGCGUUGGAAUUUGCUAUGAUCAACGAUUCGCCGAGUUCGCAGCCAUCUACCGCCAGCUGGGAUGCGAUAUGCUGGUGUUUCCUUCGGCAUUCGACGACUACACUGGACCGAUGCACUUCGAGCUGAUAGCGCAGGCCCGCGCGCUGGACAACAGCAUGUUCGUGGUUCUGUGUUCGCCAGCAAGGGACGUUUCCAAGGAUUACGUCGCUUACGGUUAUUCGACGGUGUGCGAUCCCUGGGGACGGGUCGUGUGCCAUGCCAAGGAAGGACCCACCGUUUUAACGGCAGAUUUGGAUUUCGGCAUGUGUGCGGAGAUACGAAAGCAGAUUCCGGUGCUGCUGCAAAAGAGAACAGAUAAGUAUGAAUUGAUUAGGAAGUGAAACGUUACCGAUCGCAGGGUUGAUGAUUUAUACGAAUGAAAAGAAGUAAAUUUAUGG
Molecule: messenger RNA, 915 nt
Organism: Sabethes cyaneus
Lineage: Eukaryota; Metazoa; Arthropoda; Insecta; Diptera; Culicidae
Product: omega-amidase NIT2-like
Exons: 1
Coding region: 25-858 (277 amino acids)
Biological process (GO): L-glutamine metabolic process; oxaloacetate metabolic process
Cellular component (GO): mitochondrion
Molecular function (GO): omega-amidase activity
Source: RefSeq, a predicted model, not a curated record